AUGGUCGACGUCUCUGAGGAAUACAAACUGCAAGUCAGGCAGGCAUGCAACAGGGGCUUCUCCCUCGGUUGGAUGGCUCUUUCCAAAAAGCUCAACAUCCCAGAUGACUCGCUACUGCACAAAGCCGACGCUAUUCCUCUGUCGUUCCCCCCUCCUCCUCCAUCAAGUCAACCUGGAGGAGAAUCUGAAUCUGAGUCUGAGGAUGCCGAUGAGGCAGAGGAUGAGGCUUUGAUUACUUGUUUGCAUGCCCAACUCUGCACUCAACAACAGACCUCUGCAUUGCUCCAAUUUAAGCAACAAUUUUCCUUCAAUAAUGAUGCUUCCUACGGUUACUGUGAUUCUGUCGGAAUCCUUUCUUACCCGAAGAUGGAGUCGUGGAAGGAGGGUUCUGAUUGUUGCUCAUGGGAUGGGGUCGAGUGUGACAACAACACAAGUCAAGUAACUGGCCUCGACCUCAGUUGCAGCUGGCUCCUAGGCACCAUCCACCCCAAUAGCACCAUCUUCUACUACUUUCCUCACCUCCAAAGCCUCAACCUUGCUUUCAAUGACUUUGGCAUGUCUCGAAUCUCAUCUGAAUUUAGUCGAUUCACCAGAUUGACACACCUCAACCUCUCUGACUCUAGUUUUUCUGGCAAAGUCCCUAUAGAAGUCUCCUUUCUGAGCAAAUUGGUCUCGCUUGAUCUCUCUUACAAUCUUGGUUUGAGGUUGGAAGAACCUGGAUUUGAAUUACUUGUUCAAAACUUAACCAAGGUAAGAGAACUUAAUCUUGCACAUGUAAACAUAUCUUCAGUGGUUUCGAAUUCCUUGCUCAAUCUGACUUCUUUAACACGGUACAAUUCCAUCUUGGGUCUUCAGCUUACCAACAUUGGGGUUUCCAAGUUCAACCUUCAAACUCGAAAUUUCAGCAUAUAUUUCUCUAUACUCGAUCUGCAGAAGAAUAAUUUUUCUGGCAUUAUUCCUGAUACAUUUGCGAAGGAAAAUUCCUUCGAAACUAUCAACCUUGAUAGCAAUGGAUUUGAGGGGCCAGUACCAAAAUCUUUAGAGAAUUGCAAAAUGCUACAAGUGCUAGACCUUGGACAUAACAAGUUCUCCGAUAAAUUUCCAUAUUGGUUGGGAAAUUUAACUUCGCUACAAGUUUUAAUUUUGAGAUCUAACAAAUUCCAUGGACCUAUACCGAAUUCCAAGUUCAAAUUUCCCUUCCCCAACUUGCGAGUUAUGGAUUUAUCAAACAAUUAUUUUACUGGUCCAUUGCCAAGAAAAUAUUUCAAGAAUCUCAAUGCUAUGAUGAAUGUCGACGAAGCUAGUUUUGAAUUGCAAUACUUAGGGACGCCCAGUCAUUCAAUUGCAACAUAUUACUAUAAUGAUUGUUUGACUAUAAUAAUCAAAGGAUCAAUCAUAGAAAUGGUAAAAGUCCUAACCAUUUUCACUGCAAUUGAUUUAUCGAAAAACAAUUUCAAAGGUGAAAUUCCACAGAUCAUUGGAAAGCUAAAUUCAAUCCGAGGGCUCAACUUGUCUCACAAUAACCUUUCAGGUCAUAUACCAGCAUCUCUUGCUAAUUUGACAAUGCUCGAAUGGUUAGACCUCUCUUCCAACAAACUCACUGGGGAGAUCCCUCAACAACUAAGGAAUUUGAAAUCCCUUGAAGUCUUAAACCUUUCGCAGAAUCAACUAAUAGGACCGAUACCACAAGGCAACCAAUUUGAUACAUUUUCAAUUGAUUCCUACAUUGACAACUUGGCAUUAUGUGGACCUCCAUUGUUAAAUGCAUGCAAUCCAAGGACACCACAACCACCACCCUUGAUGUUUCAACAAGAAGACAAUACUUCAAGUGGACUCAAUUGGGAAGUCAUAUUACCAGGUUAUAUAUGUGGGCUCGUGUGGGGACUUGUUAUGGGAUAUUUUAUGUUCUCUAGAGGAAAACCUCAAUGGCUUGUGAGGAUCAUUGAAGGUGAACGAAACAAAAGCGGAAAGAGAUUUAAAAAGCACUCUCACAGGAACAGAGCAAGCUACGAUGCAUUUCAAUCUGAUAUUGGCGGUGCAGCUUUUGGAGGCAUGACGAAUUGUGGUUAA
Molecule: messenger RNA, 2070 nt
Organism: Camellia sinensis
Lineage: Eukaryota; Viridiplantae; Streptophyta; Magnoliopsida; Ericales; Theaceae
Source: RefSeq, a predicted model, not a curated record